Messenger RNA from Castor canadensis (American beaver), 4073 nucleotides. Lineage: Eukaryota; Metazoa; Chordata; Mammalia; Rodentia; Castoridae. The record is from RefSeq and is a predicted model, not a curated record.
GGGAGGAGGGGCCUGGGGAGGGUUCCGGUUGUGUCCGACCCCAGCUGAGGGACGUGCGGACGGUGUCCCCCGCCUCGCCGGUCCUCAGGACCCCUGUAACUUAGCCCAAGUGCGCAGAGACCGGGGAGAGGGGGGGCCGAGAGCGCGCGGGUCUCGGGCCGGGACAGUCUCGCGUCACCGGCGCCCGGCAGCCAACCAGAAUCUUCCAGCAACUUUUUUCCUCGGUUGGUCACCCCGGAAACUUGGCCUCCUGGGGUCCGGGAGUCCGGCCACUGGGCCCUGCGCGUCCUGGGCCUGGGCGUUGAGUACCAGACAGGCGGACGGGGGUGAUGGCCUUAGCAGGGAAGCCCCCGGGCCCGCGACCUCACUUCCAACCCUAGGUUUCCAUCUGAGAGCCCCGCCCCUUCCUUCUGUGUCCUAAGUUGGCGUGGGGGUGGGUUUGGAGGUGGAGUUCGACCAGGUCCCAAAUUCUUGUAUCACUAGUUAUCAGGUGGGUGACCUUGAGCUAGUUCUUAGUGCAUGUGCCUCAGUUCCUCUUUACAUAAUGGGAAUGAUAAUCUCGAGCUGAGAGCGCUUUUGAGAGGACAGCCUGAGCUGACAUAUGACGAUGGCUUUGUAUAGCGCCACCAGUUCAGUACUGCCUCUCCCUACUGGGCGGGGCUGGCAGGAGAGAUGGAAAGAGAGCCACAUUCCUGAUCCCUAACCCUGUGGUGGUCCAUUAGGAGCUGUGACAGGUGCCUUCCGGGAAUCCGAGAUAUGAGUGGCCCCUGUGUGCAGAGGCCCAUCCAAGAAGCCAGCCCCACCAUGAGUAUGUGGGGUCUUGAGGACAGCCGCAGCUGUCGGGGUACCCCCAGGCCAGCCCAGGAUUUUGCCACUGAAGAGGCAUCAGCUUCAGAGCUGCAGAUGAAGAUGGAUUUCUUCCGGAAGCUGGGGUACUCGUCCUCUGAGAUCCACAGUGUCCUGCAGAAGCUGGGGGCCCAGGCAGACACCAACACAGUGCUGGGGGAACUGGUGAAACACAGCUCAGCUGCGGAGCGGGAGCGCCAGGCCUCACCAGACCCCUGCCCUCAGCUCCCUCUGGUGGCCCGGGGUGGGGGUACCCCCAAGGCUCCCACCCUGGAACCUUCACUCCCAGAGGAGGACAAAGGAGGCAGCGAUCUGAGGCCGGUGGUCAUCGAUGGGAGCAAUGUGGCCAUGAGCCAUGGGAACAAGGAGGUCUUCUCCUGCCGGGGCAUUCUGCUGGCCGUGAACUGGUUCCUGGAGCGGGGUCACACUGACAUCACAGUGUUCGUACCAUCUUGGAGGAAGGAGCAGCCACGGCCUGAAGUGCCCAUCACAGACCAGCACAUCCUGCGGGAACUGGAGAAGAAGAAGAUCCUGGUGUUCACACCAUCUCGGCGCGUGGGUGGCAAGAGAGUAGUGUGCUACGAUGACCGCUUCAUUGUGAAGCUGGCCUUCCAGUCCGACGGUGUUGUGGUCUCCAACGACACAUACCGGGACCUCCAGGCCGAGCGGCAGGAGUGGAAGCGCUUUAUCGAGGAGCGACUGCUCAUGUACUCCUUCGUCAAUGACAAGUAUGCUCCCACCCCUUGGGCCCAUGGCCAUGGAACCACACACAGGCUGGGCUGCAGGUUCAUGCCCCCUGAUGAUCCCUUGGGCCGGCAUGGGCCCAGCCUAGACAACUUCCUGCGUAAGAAGCCACUCCCUUCCGAGCACAGGAAGCAGCCAUGUCCCUAUGGGAAGAAAUGUACCUAUGGGAUCAAGUGCCGAUUCUUCCAUCCAGAGAGGCCAAGCCGCCCCCAGCGCCCUGUGGCUGACGAGCUCCGAGCCAAUGCCCUCCUUUCACCCCCCAGGACCCCAGGCAAGGACAAAAGUGUCCAGCGAUCUUCACCUGCCCCUCAGUCUGCCUCUGUGCCCCCAGAGGGUGAGCAGAGCAGCCUGGAUGGAAAGAAGCUGGGGACUCAGGCAUCUCCACGGCCCCACCAGGAGGGCCUGACACAGACCUUUGGCCCAGUGGGCAGGAGCCUCCCACUUAGUGGGGGCAGUAGUGGCACUUUCGGGCCCACAGACUGGCUCCCACAGACCCUGGACUCACUCCCAUACACCUCCCAGGACUGCCUGGAUUCAGGCAUUGGCUCCCUGGAGAGCCAGAUGUCGGAAUUGUGGGGGAUCCGAGGAGGUGGCUCUGGUGAGUGGGGUCCACCUCGGGGCCCUUACCCUAGCUACAGUGCUUAUGGAUCUGAGCUCCCUGCCGCUCCUGUCUUCCCUGCCUUUGGAGGUGCCAUAGGUACUGGCCACUUUAGUGUCCCUGCUGACUACACACCCCCACCACCUGCCUUUCCACCUAGAGAGUAUUGGUCUGAGCCAUACCCACUGCCCCCACCCACCCCAGUCCUUCAGGAGCCCCAGGUGCCCAGCCCAGGGACUGGAGGGGCCCCCUGGGGCAGGGCAGGUAGCCUAGCCAAGGAGCAGGCCAGCGUGUACACCAAGCUGUGUGGCGUCUUCCCCCCACACCUGGUGGAGGCUGUGAUGGCACGCUUUCCGCAGCUCCUGGACCCCCAGCAGCUGGCUGCCAAGAUCCUCUCCUAUAAAUCCCAGCACCUCAGUGAGUGAGCCAGUGUGUGGCCCGUGGUCCACAACAGGGGAGGGAAGGGAACCCCAAACCAAAGAUACCAUAGGAUUGGUUCUGGCCCCCAUGGCACCUCGAGCUGCUGAUCGUGUGGGUCAGAAACGAUCACCCUGUUGAUACACAUUGUAUCUCUGUCAUUUAAGGAGACGCCGGUCAGGCCGUCAGUCCGUGGCUGAGGCCCAAACCCUCUUUUUUCUCAGAGGGUGGGGAGGGAGGCCUGGGGGGAGCAAGAGGCCCAGGUAGGGGCCCUGUGCUCGGCCCCUACUCCACCCCGCCCCUGGGAUGCCGGUGCUGCCGGCUAGUUGGGCACCAUGUGCCUGCCCUCAAGGCCCUCCUCUAAGCCAAUGUGGCCUCAUCCCUGCUCUUGCGGGGCAUGAGGCUUCAUGUUAGUAAGCAAGAUGCUUUUUAAUAACCCAUCUCCACCCCCUCAGUUCACCCAUCCCAUUGACCCUGCCAGGGGUCCAGGGCCUUUUGUCCCCACCCUCUGUUCCUUGUCCUUCCCCAAAGGUGGGGGGACAUGUAUGCUGCUUACAGGUAGAAAUUUUAAAUAUUUUAAGUGGAAAGUCCUUACUCCCUGUAAGGCAUCAAUAAAGAACAAUAUAAGCCCUUUUAAGAGGUCUUAGUCUUUGUUAUGGUGGGGGAAACGGGAAGGAGGAAGCAGGUGUAUGAAGCUAACCUUGGGUAAUGGGAGACAGGCCAUCCCUGACCUGCCUUCACCUGGGGAAGUGCUCCCUGCCACUCCUGUCCUCUAGAAGGAGGGUCUCUAGGAGUGCCCUGUCCUUUAGGGCUGGGGCUUCUUUCCUGAAGCCUUGGGCUGGCUUUGAUAUGAGGAAGUGGUGAUGGACACACAGGCAGGGGACAGGGGAGCAGGGGUGGCCAUAAGCAAAAAGGUAAAGACCUGGAAUCCUGAAGCUGCAGCAUUCGAGGGUGGGGCAGGAUUGUGCUGUUCCCCCGCUCUGUGCUGACCAGAGCUGAGGAUCAGAAACAACCUGGCAGAGAUGGUGGCUUCUAGGGGAGAUUGGAGUGGUAUGGGGGAGCCCUUGGGUGCCCUACUCUGGUCCCUCCCAGAUAGUGUUGUGUCCUAGAACCAGGGCCACACAGCGGGAGCAGCAGCCUGGGAAGGGAAUGCCAGAGGGCCUUCUAGCAGGCUAGAGGCCCUGGUCACAUCUCAAGAACAGGUUCUGCCACAAAUUGCCACCUGGAGCAAGGGACUGGGCCUCAGUUUCCUCACCUAUGAAACGGGGAUAAUGGUACCUACCUUGUAGGGUUAUCAUGAGGAGUCCAUGAGAUAAUACAUGCUAGGUGUGGACCUGAUGCCCGCCACACAGGGAUUGCUCAUUAGACCUCAGGUAUGACUCCUGUGGGCUGUGCUCACAGGGCUGACCUCCCUUUACCUUGUCAGAGUGUUUAUCUGACCCUAGAAGCAGAGAGGCAAGCAGGUGCA